This is a messenger RNA of Alligator sinensis (Chinese alligator), 4686 nucleotides long. It is a transcript of the gene SLC5A8, whose product is annotated as solute carrier family 5 member 8. Gene Ontology annotation, molecular function: organic acid:sodium symporter activity. Lineage: Eukaryota; Metazoa; Chordata; Crocodylia; Alligatoridae. The transcript has 15 exons. Bases 42 to 1880 code for a protein of 612 amino acids. Gene Ontology annotation, biological process: propanoate transmembrane transport; sodium ion transport. The record is from RefSeq and is a predicted model, not a curated record. Gene Ontology annotation, cellular component: membrane.
GCGGGGGCAAGCCGGGCGGCAGAGCGGGGAGCGGCUCCGUCAUGGCCACGGGCACGGGGCGCUUCGUGGUGUGGGACUACGUGGUGUUCGGGGCCAUGCUGCUCAUCUCCGCCGUCAUCGGCGUGUACUACGCCUUCGCGGGCGGCGGGCAGAAGACCUCCAAGGACUUCCUGAUGGGCGGGCGCAGCAUGAGCGCCCUGCCGGUGGCGCUGUCCCUCACCGCCAGCUUCAUGUCGGCCGUCACAGUGCUGGGCACCCCGGCCGAGGUGUACCGCUUCGGCGCCGUCUUCUGCGUCUUCGCCAUCACCUACCUCCUGGUGGUGCUGGCCAGCGCCGAGAUCUUCCUGCCCGUCUUCUACCGCCUGGGCAUCACCAGCACCUACGAGUAUUUAGAGCUUCGAUUUAAUAAAUAUCUGCGUCUCUGUGGGACAGUCCUCUUCAUUAUACAAACGAUUUUGUAUACCGGAAUUGUUAUUUAUGCUCCAGCUCUGGCACUAAAUCAAGUCACAGGAUUUGAUCUGUGGGGUGCAGUGGUUGCCACUGGAGUGGUCUGUACAUUCUAUUGCACGCUGGGUGGUUUAAAGGCUGUUGUCUGGACAGAUGUUUUCCAAGUUGGGAUCAUGGUAGCUGGGUUUUCAUCAGUGAUUAUACGUUCUGUGGUGGUUCAAGGGGGAAUCCAACGCAUUCUAAAUGAUUCCUAUGAUGGAGGAAGAUUAAACUUCUGGGACUUUAAUCCCAAUCCCUUGCAAAGACAUACCUUCUGGACAAUUGUUAUAGGUGGGACCUUCACCUGGACUGGAAUAUAUGGGGUCAACCAAGCUCAAGUUCAGAGAUACAUUGCCUGCAAAACCAGAUUCCAAGCAAAACUGUCUCUCUAUAUAAACUUGGUGGGACUCUGGGCGAUUCUCACCUGUGCAGUGUUUUCUGGAUUAGCUCUGUACUCGAUUUACAAGGAUUGUGACCCAUGGACAGCAAAGAAGGUGUCAGCACCAGACCAGUUAAUGCCAUACUUGGUACUGGAUAUUCUGCGAGACUUUCCAGGCGUGCCAGGGCUGUUUGUGGCUAGUGCCUACAGUGGGACGUUAAGUACAGUAUCCUCCAGCAUCAAUGCUUUAGCUGCUGUCACUGUCGAGGAUCUCGUUAAACCUUACUUCAGAUCACUCUCUGAACAGAAAUUGUCUUGGAUUUCCAAGGGGAUGAGUCUGUUUUAUGGUGGACUCUGUAUUGCUAUGGCUGCUUUGGCAUCCCUGAUGGGAGGUUUGUUGCAGGCAGCUCUCAGUAUUUUUGGCAUGGUUGGUGGCCCUCUUCUAGGUCUGUUUUCUCUGGGAAUCCUUUGCCCCAUCACAAAUCCCCUGGGCGCAUUUGUAGGUCUUCUAAGUGGCUUUGUUGUAUCUCUCUGGGUUGGAAUUGGAGCUCAGAUUUAUCCUCCUCUCCCUGAGAGGACUAUGCCAUUAAAGCUUACAACUAUAGGCUGUGAGACAGAACCACUAGGCAACUGGACUGCAACAAUGGCCAUGCCAAUUUUAACAACACUCUCACAUGCUCCAGUCAUAGAAAGACCUGUUCUAGCUGAUCACUGGUAUUCCUUGUCCUAUCUGUACUUCAGCACACUUGGGACUCUGGUCACAAUAGCAGUGGGAAUAAUUGUCAGCCUUUUAUCAGGAGGAAGGAAGCAAAAUAUUGACCGCAAAUUACUGGUGACAAAAGAGGACUUCCUGUCCAACUUCGCAUUUUCUAAACCUGAGAAAAAGGAGAAAGUGGAAGUUUUGAACUGGAAACUUCACAAUCUGGCAGAUGAAGGAAUCGACAAUCCUGCUUUCAACCAUAUUGAAAUGAAUUUCACAGACAAUAAAGAGAAAGUCAAUGGCAUUCAUAUAUGACCUGGUGCCAUGGAGCUCUUACCUACAAACAUUUUAGUUACUGUUUUGAAGACAUUGGUGGCAUUUCUGGAAAGAAUUAAUUUACCUACUAUACCUCUGGUUAUAUGCAAGAAUCCUUACCAUGCUCCAUGUCUUCACCACAUUGGAAUAACGUUAAGAUUAAGAAGAAUUUCAAAAAAAGGAAUCAGGUGUCUCUUAUGUAAGUGGUCUUUAAUGCAGGAAUUCAGAGAUUUUCUGUAUGAAAUCAUUUUUGUGUGGUCUCCUGUAAAAAUAUUUGCUUAAAAUCUCAGUUAAUUUUCAGAGUAAUAUUUUAAAGGAGGGCAUUCAAUUUUCGCAGACAUGGCUGAUCAUCUUAAUGAUCUGUUCCAUACUGAAGCUACGAAGAGGUCUAUAGUUCGUUUUUAGAAUGAAGGAAGCAGAAUUUAACAUUAAAAAUAUCUUUCCUUGUAGAAGUGCUGACCCUGAGUACCUACUGGCCAUUUUUUUAUGAAGAUAGCCAUUGCUGCAGUAUCUGAGCACCUUGUAGGCAAAGCAUUCAACCGCAAAUAUGUGGGGAAGUUGCUUAACCCCAUCUCUUCAAUGCCAAGGCUGAAGAGCUGGGCUAGACCUUAGAGAGUUUGUUAGAAAUGUUUAGAGAAAAGGUCCUUCCUCAUCACCCCGCAUGCCCCGAAGCAACAACAGAGCUAAUCAACUCAGGAUUUUUGAUUAUUAGAUCAGAUUUUUUGCAUAGCUCGUAGGGUGUGAAGGGAACUCUCUACCCCUUUAUACCCACAAUGUGUAUGAUUCCAUAGGUAGAAAGUUACAAAAUAGUAGGGUUUUUUUGCUAUGUGCAGACCCGCUAGCAUAAUUCAUGGGUUAAUUCAGUGCUUUUCAACUGUGGUCAGCAGACCCCUGGGGAUCUGCAGACUAUCCAAGGGGUCCGUGAAAGAUGACUAUCAUCAAUCAAAAAUAUGUGAACACCCACACUUACAAUUCAAAGGGGUUCGCACUUCCAUUCAAAAUUUUCCAUAAAUGAAAAAAGGUUGAAAAUCACUGGGCUACUCAAUGUUGCCUAGCACCUUGGGUAGCAACCAUUUACACUUUUGCAAACUGAGUAUAAAAUGCUACUAAAUAUGAGCUGUAAGUACAAUCACUCAAUUAAGUCCAAGCCAGAAUAGAACAUGUCUAGAAUUUUACAGGUGGGAAAACCUCAGUGCUCAAUUCUGUGUGAGAGUAAGGGGAAUCUGGCUGCUAUAAUUUACUGAACCCUGUCCCAAGUCCACCUAUAAGCUGAAGUACAGCUCAGAAACCCUGUAGCACUGUGCACUGUGGGCCUUCAAUUUACCUCCUAUUCAUUCCAUAUAUAUACUGGGGUCUUCAAGGGGAGCAGUAUAAGGCCACUAACAGCAUAAAGGAAAAGGGGAGUUUGUAUGGUGGCCUUAUGCUGCUCUGUGGAGGAAAGGGAAUUUUCUCCUGCCCCUGUAGCAACUUGCUUUGGUACUCACUUAGAGCAGGGAACAGAAUCUGUCCUCCACUGUUUUUGAGCCACUUGGCAGUUUACACCUACGUAUUUUGUAUAAUGCAUAUUUAAAAAUGUAUUUUGUAUUAUAUUCUAGGAUAUUACAUUUAUGUUGUAUUAGGAUAAUUUUGGGAAAUAAAAGCCAUUAUAGAACAUCCUUUUUGUGUGAUCUAUGAAGGCACCACCCAGUCAAACUGAGGUUAAAAUUCUGACUGUAAUUUUAAGAUACUUACUAAAAAUCAUAGUGAAGACAGGCUGGAACAAAAACUGGAAGAACAUGGGUCACCUGGCAUAAGUGACCCUCAUUCCAUUGAAGUCAAUGGAACUGUGCCAAUUUACAUAAGCCAAAUCUGGCCAUUUGUAGUGUUUGCGAUCAACCUAUUUUACGUGUGUGCAGUGACAGAAAAGAGCUUAAUCAUAUGAUGCUCCAUGAGGGUUAAUUAUUCUUAUUAGUGUGCCUCCACUUGUUUUGUUUGUUUGUUUGUUUUGUUUUGUUUUGUUUUUUAACUAUUGCUGUGCUGGCUUUUCUCUUCAGACGUGAAGAAGAGUGUCUUACAUUUGAAAAAUUGCCUAAUUCUAUCUUAGCAAUACAUUUGGUCCAAUAAAAUAUAUCACCCAAAGAAAUCCUUGCCUCUCCACUGAUAAAGAAAUAGAACAUCACAUUUUAAAAGCAGCUCACAUAUAGUACAUUUUAAAAAUUAACUCUUAACAUGGCACUUUUUAUUCAAAGAUGUGAAGGAAGGAAGGAAGGAAAGUCUCUAUUUUCCAAAGAGGACUGAGGCAUGAUGAAGUGAUUUCUCCAGUCGUCUAACAAAUCAGUGGUAGGCUUGGAGUAGAAACCAAGUCUCCUGUAUUCUAUCUAAUGACUCAAGUAACAAUACUGCUACUGUUUGUUUAGAAAUGUUGGGCACUUUUACACACACUCUGGGGGUGAUGUGGGGCAGUACUUUAAUUAGAGCAGCUCCGAGAGCCACUCUAAUUAAAGCACCACUGUGCCUACUGUUUCAGCGUCCCUGUGCUGGAAAAUGGCGGUGGGGGCACUUGAACUGAAGCUUGCUUGCUUUGCCUCUGAAAAAUUGUGCCUAAUUCAAGUUUAUUGCCAUUUAAAGCCUCCUGUGUAAAUGACUGUGCCACAUCUGUUUUGAUACAAGUCAUAUCCUGGACCAAUCAGCACCGUAUUAAAACAGUUGUCUAUGUUUAGCCCAAAAUAUUACCAAUGUGCACUUCAUUGUAUUAUUCUACACUGAGAUAAAUGUUUGUAUUUUAUUUGAUACUUGAUUAAACUGUUGCGGGUCUCCUUUGACAUUA